AAGCCCUUCUACUAUAAAAAGAAAAUAACCGAGACCAGUCGAAUAGUCGAUGCCCUAGGGUUUCCCCGUUGAUCGAAUUUCAACAGUCAUUUCAGACGCACUAUCUCACUGUUUCUGCAUCCCCUACUUCCUAUCCGAUGGAGAAAACCCAUCCCGUCAAAAUGUGGCAAUGGUUAUGUACUCUUCCUCAGCCUCAGCCUCAGCCCUCAGCUCCAGCUACAAAUGCGGCUCCGGAUCCGGCUCAAGUUCCGUCUGGAGCUCCAUCUGCAACUACGGCUCCGGAUCCAGCUCAAGUUCCAGCUGGGGCUCCAUCUACAACUGAAACUGCCGCUCCGGCUCAGGUUACUGCUGGGCCUCCAUCUGCCACGCCGUCCACUUCUUCUGGUCUUCCAGAAAACUGGAUGCACAAGAAUAGACUUCAAGAAUAUACGCAGAGGUCUGUCAUUCCACUACCAAUUUACCAGACCAUCAAUGAAGGAUCCUCACAUGCACCUCAAUUUAGGUCAACUGUAUGGAUAGAUGGAGUAAGUUAUACCUCUCCAAAUACUUUUUCUCAUCGAAAAGCAGCCGAACAAGAUGUUGCCAAACUUGCGCUGGAGGGCAUAUCACUAAAGAUCAAGGAGGAAGGAUGUCCUCUCAUUCUUGAGGAUACGGUGUUUUGCAAGUCUAUCCUUAACGAAUUCGCUGCAAAGAUGAAUCUAGAACCGCCUACCUACAGCACCAUCCAGCAAGAAGCAUUGCUUCCUGUUUUCACAUCUUCUUUGGUUUUCAAUGGUGUAAGUUACACUGGUGAAGCUGGUAAAAACAAGAAAGAAGCUGAACAAUUGGCAGCACGUGCUGUUAUUCUAUCUCUCCUAGGUAGUUCUGGGACAGGAACACUUCUUUCUGAGAUAAUCAAGUCUAAGCGAAAACUCUAUGCGGCAUUGGACAAAGUGAAGGACGCAAGCUAUGCCCAUAAGAGUCCUAUAUCCCAGGGAGCAAGUGUAGAACAAAUUAAUGCCAUGCCCCAGGGAGCGAGCGUAGGACAAAUUAGUGCCAUACCUCCAGGGAUAAGCGUAGGACAAAUUAGCGCCAUACCUCCAGGGGUAUGCGUAGGACAAACUAGCGCCAUACCUCCAGGGGUAAGCAUAGGGCAAAUUAGUGCUGCACCGCAAGGAGUCAACACAGGACAAAUUCCCAGGGUACUUGAUAAAGAUAAGGGAGUUGAAGUGGCUGUUGCUGCCAAGAAUGUAUCAAAAGGUUCAAUUCCAGGGGCUUUCUCAGUAAUGGCUCCAUUGAGGCAUGAAUUCAAAGUACCAAAACUAGAAGAAUCCCCUCAACCAAUCAAUAUAGAACCAUCAUCACAAGCAAUCAAUCUUCCAAUUGCAUUUGUGGGUCCUGCUUUACAACAGCCUCCGGGUGAAGGUCAGAGGUCUUCAAAAAAGCGUCGCAAGAAUAAGAAAAAAUCUAACAAGAAAUUGCGACCUGACACACAAGUGCAGAAAUGGGUUUGCAAGGAGCAACAGAAACAAUCUCUUUUCUCACCUCCUUGUGGAACCUCUCCAGCAAUGCAGGUGGCAGAGAAACCAAGGCCAGCGCCCCUUCAACACCCUCCUCAUUCUUGUGACCUAUAACUGAAGUCACCAUCCCAGGACCCAUCCCAGUCCCAGCUCUUGCCGGACCACCAUACACUCCUCCUCCCCACCCAAAAUCCACAUCAACAAACCUCAACCGACUCAUGUCAGACGCCACAAACGCUCCUUCACUGCAGAACCCCCUGCGUCCAUUCGCCUCAAUCAAGUCCAAGACCGACGCCUAAUACUCGUCUCCGAUGGCACCCUUCUUCACUUCCCAAAUCAGCUUUGCAGUGCAGUGUAUCGGCUCCUCCACAAGCUUGGCCUCCUUUAUAACAGUACAGGGAAACACAACCGCCGCUCCAUACUAACCAUUCGGUAGUGAUGGUUUGUAUCGAAAACAGGUGUCAAUCGGAAAGAUUAGCCUUGUGCUGGAUUCAGGGCUAAUGACCGUUCGAGUUCUUGCUCUCCAUAGACAUGAAGCGAUUGCAUCAAAGGUGGGGCAUUUUUUGUUGCCAUUAAUAUGGGUUUUGAGGGCUAAUAUGUUGGCACGAGAUAGGAAAACAGAGGUUUGAGCCAGACUCUUAAAAAGU
Corylus avellana is the source of this 2146-nucleotide messenger RNA. RefSeq lists its product as uncharacterized. NCBI's taxonomy places the organism in Eukaryota, Viridiplantae, Streptophyta, Magnoliopsida, Fagales, Betulaceae. The record is from RefSeq and is a predicted model, not a curated record.